Messenger RNA from Nilaparvata lugens (brown planthopper), 524 nucleotides. RefSeq lists its product as uncharacterized. Gene Ontology annotation, molecular function: protein binding. The coding region runs from base 8 to 502 and encodes 164 amino acids. The transcript is spliced from 3 exons. The record is from RefSeq and is a predicted model, not a curated record. NCBI's taxonomy places the organism in Eukaryota, Metazoa, Arthropoda, Insecta, Hemiptera, Delphacidae.
AAAUAAUAUGGAUGUUCUAUUCAGCUCACUGUUUGUUAUGAGACCUGGUUCACAACCUGAAUUGGAUUUUGAUAUACUAGGACAACUGCCGAAUGAAAUUGGAUCAAUGAUAUUGAGAUAUCUGGAUGGCAAAAGUCUUUUAAAGGCAGCCACAGUUAGCAAGCGAUGGAACAGCUUGUGCAGAGGAGACAAGAAACUGAGACAAAGAGGACGUCAACAACUCAGAAUGAUGAAGAAGAGGAAGAAGGAGCAGAUCUAUGGAACACUAAAAAGAUCUUCCUAUGUUCCCGUUGAUGAAGUGCCAGCAUUCAGGCCUAAAACCUCUAGGAAUGUGGUUCGAAGUAUUCAGAAGGACCUGAAACCUAUUGAAGCACCAGCAAUUCCACGCACAAAUGAAAAUAUAUUGGAGGAAUUGAAAAUCAACUUGGAAAGCAGCGUGAAGAUUCAGAGGCUUAAGAAAUCACUUUCAAGUCAGCAGAAGAGAAGAUUACUGCGACAUUAAACAAAUUAUUUACGUUUUGUAC